AUGUCAGAGAGAUCUUUAUCUCCUUCAGAUUAUUAUCAAUUAAAACAUGCCAAAUCUAUCGUGAUCAAUCAAGUAUCUUUUAAAAAGAGAAGAUCUAUACGAUAUAAAAACAAUCACUUAUUCCAAUUAGAAUUAAAUAGAUGUAAUUUGAGUUGCUAAUGUUCUAAUUGUGGAAAAUCUAUUGGAUUUUAAUUAAAAAUACAAGGUGAAUUACCACUUAAAGAAACUUGGUAAAAUCUAUCAAAUUAUAUAAGUUAUUAGAAAAAGAAAAGGAUCUUAAAAAAAUUCAAGGCUAUCGGAAAUGCUAUAAUUUUUAUUCUAAUUUACAAAUUGGAAGCAAUUAAAAAGUGGAAAAAGAAAAUACAUAUAUUAAAAGCAGCUAGAAAUCUAACUAUUAUAAGAAGACCUGCAGUUUUGUAAUCACUUAAACUUUUACCAAAUUUUUAAUCUAUGAAAUUUCCUAUCAAGUAUUUUAUACAUUUUGAAAGAUCGAAAUAAUCAUUUCAUUCAUCAAUUUCAAUUCAAGAAUUCCCAUGAAAUAUUCAAAGGUACUCCAAAUAAUUAUUCUCAUGCUAUUCAUACUUAAUAAACUUCUAGUAAUCCUAAAGAAUUAAGACCUUUUGAUCCCUCUCCUAUAAGAUCUAAAUCUCGUCCAAAAAUUGAAAAUUCAGGUAAUAAUUAAACUAUCUCUUAAGGAUGUAGACAUCAUGAUAAUAAAUAAUUUUCAGAACAUCUAUAAGCUUAAAACAAUAAAGAUUCUUAUAUUGAAUUCAAGAGAUUAGCUAGAUCUAAAGCUUUAUAGAAAACAGUUGAAAUGCUAUCAAGCAAUUCAUAAAAUAUAUUAUUAAAUACUUAGAAUGAAGAGAUAAUUUUGAAUGAAUCUCUCAAUCAAUAUUAAUAAUCAUAACAAUAAGAACCAAAAAAGAAUUAAAUUUAAUAAUAUUUAGAGAAGAUGCUAAAAACAAUGGAAUGUAAUAAUUUAUAUUAAUAAAUUAGAAAAACAUUUAGUAAUUAAGAAAGACAAUAAUAUUAAACCUUUAAGCAUUUUUAAUGAAGAAGUUAAUAAAUCAAAAAGCAAAUUACAUUUCAGAUCUAAUUCUUAACUUUCACUAACCAAUUAUUAAUCUUAAUUUGUACCCUAUCAUGAUUAAAUUAGAACUACAACUAAUAGUUCUUCUUAUUAUAAUAAUAAAAAGGAUUGUCUUAAGUUGAUAGAUCUUAUGAAAAAUAAAAAUAAAGUAAUUAAAAUUAAAAAAUGA
Messenger RNA from Paramecium sonneborni, 1259 nucleotides. The record is from the annotation of a GenBank genome assembly. NCBI's taxonomy places the organism in Eukaryota, Ciliophora, Oligohymenophorea, Peniculida, Parameciidae.